Protobothrops mucrosquamatus (brown spotted pit viper) is the source of this 1477-nucleotide messenger RNA. RefSeq names its product phosphorylase kinase catalytic subunit gamma 1 (gene PHKG1). Gene Ontology annotation, biological process: glycogen biosynthetic process; protein phosphorylation. Gene Ontology annotation, cellular component: phosphorylase kinase complex. Bases 203 to 1369 code for a protein of 388 amino acids. The transcript has 10 exons. Lineage: Eukaryota; Metazoa; Chordata; Lepidosauria; Squamata; Viperidae. The record is from RefSeq and is a predicted model, not a curated record. Gene Ontology annotation, molecular function: phosphorylase kinase activity; calmodulin binding; ATP binding.
AAAUUAAAAGAGAACGCGAGACGCUGCUAUGUGGUUUAAUUGCUGGCCGUCAAACAACACUGGGAAUUCUUUCUCAAGGUGGGCUUUGGGAUUUGAUCUGCUGGGUUACUCUUGGUUAGAAGACGCCGACUGUGCAAAUGACGGUUAGGCAUUCUGUCAUCUUAGAAUAAUCUUUUGGAAGGCUCCUAAAAAGAAGACCAAAAUGACCAAAACUGAAGAACUGCCAGAUAGCCAUACUUCUGAAGAGUUUUAUGAUAAAUAUGAACCUAAGGAAAUUUUAGGAAGAGGAGUAAGCAGUGUUGUCCGCAGAUGCAUUCAUAAAGUCACUCGACAAGAAUACGCUGUUAAAAUUAUAGACAUCACAGCUGGAAAUCUCUCUCCACAAGAAGUUCAGGAGCUGAGAGAAGCCACUCUAAAAGAAAUCGAUAUCCUCCAGAAAGUGUCUGGACAUCCUAACAUUAUCCAGCUGAAGGACAACUUUGAAUCUCACACCUUUUUCUUCCUGGUGUUUGAUCUAAUGAAGAAAGGGGAGUUAUUUGAUUACCUUACAGAGAAGGUCACCUUAAGUGAGAAGGAAACUAGGAAAAUCAUGCGUGCUCUUUUGGAAGUGAUCCAGUUCCUCCAUUCCUUGAACAUAGUCCACAGAGAUCUCAAGCCAGAGAACAUCCUGCUAGACGACGACAUGAACAUCAGACUCACUGAUUUUGGCUUCUCAUGUCAGCUGCAGGAAAAUGAAAACCUCAAAGAGAUCUGUGGCACUCCUGGCUACUUGGCUCCAGAAAUACUAGAAUGUUCCAUGGAUCCAGAUCAUCCAGGUUAUGGGAAGGAAAUUGACAUGUGGAGCACAGGAGUCAUCAUGUAUACCUUGCUGGCUGGAUCUCCUCCUUUCUGGCACCGGAAGCAGAUGCUGAUGUUAAGAAUGAUCAUGAAUGGAGAUUACAGAUUUGGGUCUCCAGAGUGGGAUGACCAAUCAGAUACAGUCAAAGACUUGAUUGCCCACUGUUUAGUGGUGAAGCCGCAGAAUCGUUACACGGUACAGGAUGCCCUCACCCACCCCUUCUUCCAGCAGUACAUGGUGGAGGAAGUCCGGCACUUCAGCCCCUUCCGGAAAUUCCGGGUCAUCUGCCUGACUGUUCUGGCCUCGGUUCGGAUCUACCUCACCUAUCGUAACCUUAAGCCAAUCACCCAGGAUGUGCUGCAGCGGGACCCCUACGGACUGAAGCCGGUCCGCAAACUGAUUGAUGCUUGUGCCUUCCGGAUGUACGGCCAUUGGGUGAAGAAGGGAGAAGCUCAAAACAGAGCCGCCCUCUUUGAAAACACUCCCAAAGCCAUCCUGCUCAGCUUGGCCGCUGAAGAGGAACUUCUCUGAUUUCCAACAUCUCCAGGGAGAAAACAAUUCAAAUAGCCUUUGGCAUCUUCCUAAUGGGCUGACCUGGGAAUUCCAGCACGGUCCCAACACAUGUGCUGACUUCAACUC